GGUAGAGCGCGCGCGCGGCGAGUCCAGUAGGAAGCGUUUUAAAAAGCAGCGGGUGAAUAAGGGGUGUGAGCUGGUGGGUGUCGCUGGUGAUGUCACACCUCCCAGACAGCCAGGAUUGGACCCUAAUUACAACGCUCGGCAGCAAAUAGAUAGGCGUCCUGCAUGAUUUAAUUCAAACUGGCUCGUGCCAAACAUUUCUGCAGAGGCGCGGAAAACUGCCGCCGCGGACGGGGCUGCCGAGCCGAGAGCCGCCACGCUGCGCCGCGAGCAGCGUCUCCGUGAGCCGCGGGCGAGCUGGAGUUUCAGAGGUGAUCCAAAAGCAGCGAGGAGCGAUCAGAGGGGGAGAGGGGGAGAGCCGAAAACACGGUCCGAGUCUACGGCAAAUCAGACGACGCGACGUUAUCGCACAGCGGCGGCGGCUGAAGCGAGACAAGUACAAAGCGGGGGUCGAGCCGCCGAGUCCAAGUUAUUCCUGCGCUCCGCUCCAGAGCCCGCGCUGAUGGCAUCUGUACUUGGGAACAACGGCCGCGCGUCCGGGGCUCAGAGCGGACAGGUGAAAUGCAAGCUGAAGAGGAGGAGGAGGAGGCGAUCGAAGAGGAAAGAGAAAGUCAGUAUGCUGUCAGCAUUGAUCGCUCCCUUCAAGUACAUAAGCCCUGGGACCAGCGGCACCGAGGACGAGGACAGUUUAAGUACCAGCAGCGCAGAGGUAAAGGAAAAUCGUAACAUCGGUAACCUGGAGGACCGCACCACGGGUUCCCCCGAGCGCCAGUCGAUUUUCUGCUCUGACUCGCCAAGAAGCGGCAGCUCAGGUAUGAAGAGGAAGCGGCCGCUGGAGGAGGACAACAAUGGCCACUUGUGCCAGCUCCGCCUGAUUUAUAAGAAACUGUCCUGGUCUGAAGCCCCAAAGAAUGCUUUGGUGCAGCUCAAUGAGCUCCGUCCAGGUCUGCAGUACCGCAUGGUGUCCCAGACAGGCCCCGUGCACGCUCCCGUGUUUUCCAUUGCCGUGGACGUGAACGGGUUGACCUUCGAGGGCACGGGUCCUACAAAGAAAAAAGCCAAGAUGAGGGCGGCCGAGCUGGCCCUGAAGUCCUUCAUUCAGUUUCCCAAUGCUCCUCAGGCCCACCUAGCCAUGGGAAACAUUUCCAACCCUUCGGCUGACUUCACCUCAGACCAGGCCGACUUCCCUGACACUCUCUUUAAGGAGUUUGAGGCUUCGCCUUGCUCCGAUGGCCUCUCGCUCUGCAGCUCGGCAGCUGAGAGCGAGCUGAUAUCAAGCGAGCUGCUGAGGCAUGGGCGGCUGCUGAGGCACACCUUGGACCUGAUGGUGCAGGCUCAGCGGAGGCUGGGUGGGAUUGUUUCGCCUCUAGAGGCCCCCAAGAGUCCGGUGUCGCUGCUGAACGAGCUCCGGCCUGGUCUUCGCUACGCCUGCCUCUCCGAGAAGGCCGAAGGCCGACGACUACGGAGCUUCGUGAUGGCGGUCCGCGUUGACGGGAGGAUAUUUGAGGGCUGUGGUCGCAGCAAGAAGUUGGCCAAGACCCAGGCAGCUCAAUGUGCUCUUCAGGCCCUCUUCAACAUCAGGACAGCUCCGGAGGGGACGAGUGGCCUCAAAACCAGCAGGAAGAGUUGUCCUCAUUUACCCCAGGACUUUGCCGAUUCAGUAUUCCAUUUGGUGAGGGAGAAGUACUGGUCACUGGUGGGCAGCUGCAGUCCUGCGCACGCUCGACACAAAUCCCUGGCAGGCAUCGUAAUGACCCGAGGGCUGGACCUGCGACACGCCCAGGUGGUGGCCUUGUCCACGGGAACCAAGUGUAUCAACGGGGAGUACCUGAGUGACCAGGGCCAGGUGGUCAACGACUGCCACGCCGAAGUCACAGCUCGCAGGGCUCUGCUGCGCUUCCUCUACGCCCAGCUCGAACUCUUCCUCAGUAAAAGGCCAGAGGACUGGGAAGAGUCAAUAUUUGUGCGGCACAAGGAAUGCGGUUACAGGUUGAGGGAAAACGUCCAUUUCCACAUGUACAUCAGCACGUCACCGUGUGGCGACGGGAGACUCCACUCACCCUAUGAAAUCACCACUGACCUGCACAGCAGCAGACACCUGACGAGGAAGCAUCGCAACCACCUACGCACCAAGAUCGAGUCGGGCGAGGGCACGGUGCCCGUGCGGUGCCGGGGCCCGGCCCAGACCUGGGACGGCGUGCUGCAGGGCGAGCAGCUCAUCACCAUGUCCUGCACGGAUAAGAUCACCAGAUGGAACGUCCUCGGCCUGCAGGGGGCGCUGCUGAGCCACUUCGUGGAGCCCGUGUACCUGCACAGCGUGAUCGUGGGCAGCCUGUGUCACACGGGUCACCUGGGACGUGUUCUGAACCAGCGGCAGGAACGUCUGGGGCCGCUUCCCACCGCAUACAGACGCAACACGCCCUUCCUCAGUGGACUGAGCAGUGCUGAGUAUCAACAGCCAGGCAAGGCCUCCGGCGUCAGCAUCAACUGGACGCUGGGUGACGCGCAGCUGGAGGUGCUCAACGCCAGCACAGGACGCAAACGGGACUCGGGAGCAGCCUCGCGCCUCUGCAAGCACGCCCUGUUCACCCGCUGGGGCCGGCUCUACCGCAAGAUAGGGAUCCCUGCGACUGGCUCGGCCGACCACCAGCUCAUGUACUGUGACACAAAGAUGGCCGCGCGCUGCUACCAGACAGUGAAGCAGCACUGGUUCAGGUCGCUACAGGAAACGGGCCUGGGAACCUGGGUGAAGAAACCGCCUGAGCAAGAACAGUUCCUGCUGCCAGCCUGAGGAGUGUGUGUGUGUGUGUGUGUGUGUGUGUGUGUGUGUGUCUUUGACUUUUAUUUUUUUAGAGUACGAUCACCCCCCCCCUCACAUCUUCACACCUGUGAGUUCAACUCAUGACCAUCAUCGCCAUCGCCCGAUGCACGGGCAUCGGGAUGAAGGUCAGCCGGCCACGCUGACGAGCGGAGGGAUGUGAAAAGACGGCCUUUUUUCUAUCUGUCCCUUCUUUAAACAGGCACAUUUAAGCAAACACACCCCUCUCUGGCUGUCAGGGGGUGGGGUAACCUUGAGCAGAAUGAAAGGCAGCUGCUAUCUUGUCAUCAGCUAUUUCCGGGCCCCGAGGCUCCCGCUGAGGAGCAGAGCCACAAGAGAGGGAGCGGGCGAGCGAGAGAAAAAGGAGAGGGAGAGGUCCACGUCCAAUUACCGGCCCUGUCAGGGUGACGGCUGAUAGAGGAAGAGGAAGGGACGUGGGAGUGAGGGAAGGCAUCGCUUCACCUGCCCCUCUCUCGUUCCCGUCUCCAUGACUUCCUCCUCCCUCUGCCUCCAUCUCCCCCUCCCGUGCCCUCUUUUCAUUUCCCUCGUCCCUCUGUUCUUAAUGUGACACAACGACAGGUUAAUACACCAUGUCCCCCCCUUCACCCUCCUCUUCUCGUCGGUAGAGAGGAAGAGGAGGCUGAGGCGAGGUGUGUAAAUGCAGCCAUUACCUCUCGGCUAAGUACAAGUGGAGGUGGCGGCGGGGAAGCGUCCCGUUUCCUUUGGUUUUUAACCCGGGUCACCGGAGUUUUUCCUGUUUCCGUCCGUCUGAAUCAAAGCAGGCCGCCGUCGCUAACAGCAGGUAGUAGCUGUGACUCUUUACCCGAGGCCAUCACCAGUGUUGGUGGUUGUUGCUUUUUUAUUUGUGUAGGUAACUGUUAUAUUCAUUACUAUCAUAGCUGUUGUUCUGUCAUUGCUGUGCUCUCUUGAAACAGUUCAGAUGGUUGGUAAUGAAAUCCAAGUAGUGAGAGUGACAUCUAGUGGUGGUGUCUGGUAUUGUUUGCCCAUCCCAAAUCCCAUUUAGUGUGUGUGUGUGCGGAGGAUUUGACAAACAGGCAGAUUUACUCAAGAAUUGAAAAUAUUUAGCCUGCACUUGGGUUUCCAUUCAUUACAGGCAGAUUUAUUGAAAACGAGGACCAAUCGCUUACAUUGUGACAUUUGUUUAGUCUUAAAACCUCUAAUUGUUCAAGUAGAAAAUAUCCCAGGUUUUAUUCAUGCAGCACAUAAUGAAGGUAAUCUGCUCUAAUUAGGUUUUACACUAGUUCUUGCAGAACCUCGUUAGUCUUUUAAUAGUUAGUUUGAACAUGUCAAAGUGCCACAGACACUGGAGAGGUAUUGUCCAUUAUACCUCAUGUUCCAGUAAAGUUUUUCACUUGCACGAUCUCUCAUAUUGGCGUAGUUGCAGGAACAGAUCUCUAGAUCAGCAGCAUAAUGAUCCUAAGAAACAACCGGUAUUUGUAAUAAUAUAGUAAAACACAAAGUACAGUGAGAAAAAUGUAACUAGACUGGAACCCAGGAAUUUGUGUAUUUUGAAAGUGAACUUCCAUUGAAGCCUUUGGAGCAAAACCCCUCACAUCACACUUUUAUUUGGAGGCUGAACAAAGAAUAUCUUACAGUUGUUCCAAAAGCAUUGUUUACAUUUUACAACCAAAUCCAAUAAUAAUAAAAUGAAAUUAGCUAAAAUAUGUAGCGAGUGAACGGAGUAGCUGCCUUUGUGUCUGUGGGUGUAGCCUCAGGGGAAACUGAGUCAGGAUUGAUGUCAUUAGCGUAAUAGUGUAUGAGAUUGAGACCCUUGUUUGGCUCCACCUUCGGUUUCCUUUAAGGCUGGAAAAUGACCCCUUUUUUGUCUAGUUGUACAAACAAAGGGCCCCUCACGCCUGCAUUAAGGAGGGCCACAGCGCCCAGACGCGCAUCCUGUAGCAAGAAACAUGAUGUUUUGUGUAAAUCUGGUCUUUUUCGCGUCAGAACAGAGCGAUCGUUGUUCCCUUCAUCCACGUGUCACCUUCAGUGAACAGCAUCAUUCCUAAAGCAUCACAGCAUCUCAUGACAUAUUCACUGGCCAUGGAAACAAAUGAAGAGAUUUAUUUUGAAAUAGAUUAACGAUAAGGCAUGUCUACAUGGCAAUACUGUAUCUAAGAGUGUACAUAUGUAUAAAACAUGUACAGAGGAUGCCGACAAAGACGAGAGAGAGCCUAAAAUGUCCGAUUGUGAUGAACAAUAAAGUAUAUGAACAGCUGCUGCUAAGGUCUGUAUAUUGCACUUAAGUAAAAGUGAAUGUUUGUACCGUACAUGUGAAUAAAACCACAAAAUCUUGUCAUUUUA
Betta splendens (Siamese fighting fish) is the source of this 5137-nucleotide messenger RNA. It is a transcript of the gene adarb2, whose product is annotated as adenosine deaminase RNA specific B2 (inactive). NCBI's taxonomy places the organism in Eukaryota, Metazoa, Chordata, Actinopteri, Anabantiformes, Osphronemidae. The coding region runs from base 500 to 2788 and encodes 762 amino acids. The record is from RefSeq and is a predicted model, not a curated record. The transcript is spliced from 10 exons. Gene Ontology annotation, molecular function: tRNA-specific adenosine deaminase activity; double-stranded RNA adenosine deaminase activity; double-stranded RNA binding. Gene Ontology annotation, cellular component: nucleolus; cytoplasm. Gene Ontology annotation, biological process: adenosine to inosine editing; RNA processing.